Molecule: messenger RNA, 3865 nt
Organism: Sus scrofa (pig)
Lineage: Eukaryota; Metazoa; Chordata; Mammalia; Artiodactyla; Suidae
Gene: MILR1
Product: mast cell immunoglobulin like receptor 1
Source: RefSeq, a predicted model, not a curated record
ACUCCCAGAAGUGACUUUUCAGGUCAGAAGGAAAUAAAAGCCUUUUAUGAACUGAAAGCUAAAUAAGAUGAAUUGCUUCCAGACAGUGAAGGCCAGACAAAGAGGAAAUGGGGGUGACGGCAGCAGGCCCGGGCUCUGCUCAGACCCCCAGGGGUGGCCAGAUGUGGGACCGGAAAUGACUGACCACCACAGGAGGGACCUGGGGAGCCCGAGCAAGAAGCACCUGGAGUGAGUUCUUAUGGAGGUUGGAUGAUGUCCUAGAGGAACUUGUACCUGGGCAGGGAGGGCCCUGUCUUCCCCACAGAGAGGGCGCCUGUCCAUGGGAAUGUGUGAGACCUACAGGACCAACCCUGGGUGGCAACAAGAAUCAGUAACACAAGUGGCCCAGCUCAGUUACACCUCCUGCCACUUGGGAACCUCUCACCACUUCCCACUUCAGGCUGGCAACAGCAAAGUGUGUGGCUUUGUUACUGCAUGCACUUUGCAGAGUCAGGAGAAUUCUGGAUUGGGUAGUGGUGAAUCACAAGUCACUGUGGGUUGUAAUUUAGAGACUCUGAGACCACUGGGGCCCUUGUGAAAAUUCAGAGUCCCAGGUUUCACCCCCAGUAAGCUUGGAGCAGGGCCUAGGAACCAGCAAUGAACACAAUCAGGCAUUUCUGCUGCCACGUUUCUUUCUUUCUUUCUUUCUUUUUGGUCUUUUUAGGGCUGCACCCACGGCCUAUGGAGGUUCCCAGGCUAGGAGUCAAAUAAGACCUGUAGCCACAGGCUUAUGCCACAGCCAUGUUUCCAUGUGUCUCUGUAGAGUCAAUAUUGCUUCCCAAGACUAAACCGCACUUCUGCUAAUUCCUUUAGACAUAGGCUGAAUCCAGAAAGAGAUGAGCAGGUGGGUUUACAUAAAGACAACACUUUUUCUUUUCCCACUGUCCAACUUCCCAGCCAGCCUGAACUACAGGCAACCUGCCAUAUCUCUGCUUACAAGAACUCUCAGGGUCACACCAACCAGUCUUCUGUGUCAGGCUUUGUUCAUGCAACUCUGACUUCUCUAACUUGGUCAAAAAGGAGGAAGUUCUCUAAGUGAUUUACCACCCGGGUUCCACCAAGCCUCCCUCGUCCUCCUCUUGAUUUCAUUCAGGAGAAUGUGGAGCCAUCUGAACAAACUAUUCUUUGGGGGCAUUUUGCCUUCUGUCGCAUUUAAGGCGUCCUUACCAUUCUGAAGCUUGAACCUCCAAAUCGAAACACCAUGUGGAAAAAGAGUCUUCUCAUGUUCCUUUUCUCUCUUCCAGUUCAAAAGGCUGCACUGGAUUGUGAGAGGAUGAGAAAAACAAAUGAAUUCUCUUCUCCAAACCUGGAAUCAAAAACGCAUGAAGUCAUGAGGGGUCAAAAUGUAUCUCUAUUUUGUUCCCAUAAGAACAAUUCGCUAGAAAUCACAUAUAAUUUGUUUCUGGGUGGGAAAAAUCUGGGAUGCCAUGAUAGAAAAGGUGAACCUGCAACUUUUAACCUAACGAUCUCAGAAGCCCGUGAUUUGGGCCCCUACAAAUGCAAAGCCCAAGUUUCUAACUGUUCAAAAUAUAGUUAUGAGUUCAACUUCACAUUUGUGGACCCAGUGGCUGCACCAGUGCUCAACAUUAGCGUCAUUCAAACAAAAACAGACCAAUAUAUAAUGCUACACUGCAUCUCAUUCAACGGCUCUCUGCCCAUCAAUUAUACUUUCUUUGAAGAAAACAUCACCAUAUCACCAACUAUUUCCAAGGAUGUAAGAGAACCUGCUGAAUUUAACUUAACCAAGAGUAACACUGGAGAAGGGAAAGAAUAUAGGUGUGAAGCUAAAAACAGAUUGCCAAACCAUGCAAAAUACAGUCAAUUUGUCACCAUACCCUUAAUAGGUGGAGACAGCUGUCCUUUCUGCCUGCAGCUCCUGCUUCCGGGGUUAUUAUUACUGGUCCUAAUAGUAAUAAUUCUAGUUCUGGCAUUUUGGAUGCUACCAAAGUACAAAGCAAGAAAAGCUAUGAAAGAAAAUAAAUCCAGAGUCUAUGAAAAUACGUCCAUGGAAGCUGGAAUAUAUGCAAAUAUCUGUAGUAAGCAAGAAGAUGAGGAAUCAGUGCCUGACUUAGAAUCAAGACAAUGUGUUCCCAUAGCCCAAGACGAGACUGAAGGCUCCCAGGAGAUACAUUAUGCCACCCCCGCGUUUCAGGCUGUGGCACCAAGAGAUUGGGAAGCCUCUAAUGAUUAUAAAACUGACUAUGUCUAUACUGAACUCAACUUCUGAGAUUUAAAGAUACAGUCUACAUCUCAUGCCUUGAAGGCAGAGCCUGAGAAGAGGCCUCCUGUGGAACAGAGGGACACCAGGGAACAGGCAUGAACAGCUGGAGGAAAAGCCAGAACAAGGGCGAAAGGUUGACUUGGGCAUCACUGUGAGCCACUGGGUUCUGAUCCCACUGGAAUGUCUGAGGCGUGAAAAUGUCUCAGAAUUGUCCGCUUGAUGAUGGACAGCGAGAAGCAUUUAUCCAUCGGUUGCCAUGCCCCACUGGUUGAGGGUUGCCCCAGGAGGGGAUGCUUCCCCCACUUCUAGGCUGGGCAUGCUAAGUGGGGCGUCCACUGGCCUCUCACCCAGGGCACUGGAAAGCCCCAAGGCAGAAAUGAGUGGUAUAUGUUGUACACAGGAAGCAAGUCACUGUCAACACAAACUGAGGGAGGCUUCAGAUGCAGCUGGAAUCAGAGGUGAGACCCAGAAGAUGUGACUGGGGGCUGUUUGUCAUCUCUCAACAGUUCCUUUAGGACAACUAGAACACUAACAGCAAUAAUAACUGCCAAGGGUUGCACACAUACCCAGUUGCAGGCGAUCAGUGUUUUGUGACUUAUUUUCACAUUGUCCUCACAACACCCUCCUCACUCAACUCUGACUCUACGUGGAGUUGAGUGAGUUGUCUGCCUGCACCUACUCCUUGCACAGACAUGGAAGCUCCCCCCAUGCCUUCUAAACUGAAUUGUUUAGGAGGGGAAGAAGAGGAAGAGGAUCUGUUGAGUUUUCAUUUCAGCACUUAUACUUUUUUCAUGUCUUGAAGUUUCACCUUGGCUCUUUUUCAAAUUUACAUAUUCUUUAAAUUUUUGUUGUUGUAAAAGAGAGCACAUAUGAUAUGAAAAUGCAUAAAAUAUAUAUCUACAGUUUAGUAAAUUAUACCAAGUAAAUACUACUGGUAGAAUGUUGCCAGCACCCCAGAAGCCCUCUGCAUGAUUUACCCCAAUUACAACCCCACCUCCCCAACUUUACUCUUUUUUUCAUUUUGGCUGCACCCACGGCAUUCAUAUGUUCAUAGGUUCCCAGGCUGAGGAUCAAACCCAAGCCGCAGCUGUGACCUACAUUACAUCUGUGGCAACGCCUGAUCCUUAACCCACUCUGCUGGGCCGGGGAUCAAACCCAUGCCAACAGAGAGAAAACACCAGAUCCUUAACCCACUGAGCCACAGUGGGAACUCCUAACUUAACUGCUGUUUUCUGGGAAUUACAUCUUUACUUUUUUUUAACUUUUUAUUACUCAAAUGAAUUUAUCACAUCUGUAGUUGUAUAAUGAUCAUAACAAUCUGAUUUCACAGGAUUUCCAACAUCUUUACUUUUCUUUAUAGUUUUAUCACCUAAGUAUGUAUUCACAGGUAUCGUUGUUAGUUUUGGCUGGGUUUCCCCACACACACACCUGCGGCAUGUGGAAGUUCUAGAGCUAGGGAUCGAAUUGGCGCCACAGCAGUGACCAAGAUGCUGCAGUGACAACACUGGAUCCUUAACCUGCUGCGCACAAGCGAACUCCAGUAUUGCCUGCUUUUAAAUUUAAUAUAAAUGGAAUCAUACAGUAUUUAUCCGUGUCUGGCUCUUU